Nerophis lumbriciformis (worm pipefish) is the source of this 1373-nucleotide messenger RNA. RefSeq names its product diablo IAP-binding mitochondrial protein-like. NCBI's taxonomy places the organism in Eukaryota, Metazoa, Chordata, Actinopteri, Syngnathiformes, Syngnathidae. Gene Ontology annotation, cellular component: mitochondrion. The record is from RefSeq and is a predicted model, not a curated record. Gene Ontology annotation, biological process: intrinsic apoptotic signaling pathway in response to oxidative stress; neuron apoptotic process.
UGUAAAACAGGAACAAGUGCAAAGUUGAGGGAAGGCUUUAUUGUGGCGGACCAACAUGGCCGCGCUCGGCAGAGGAACAGCCUUCCUCCGUUUCUUACGGAGCAAUGCUCGCACAUUGUGCAGGAUCAGCAAACCCACAGGACACAAAGUAGGAAGAUGGACAAACAUUGUGUGCAUAGGCGGCACCUCUCUGGCUGUGGGUGGCGGCCUUCUGUGCGCCGUACCCUUCACUCAGGUUGAAAGUCGCUCUCAGGACUCUCUGAUCAGACGAACAGCCUCUCUGGUUACGGAUAGUUGCAGCACGUUCCUCUCUCAGACCACUUUAGCGCUCAUAGAUGCCAUUACGGAGUAUUCAAAGGCUGUGCACACGCUCAUAGCGCUCCAAAAGCACUACCUGGCCUCACUUGGUAAACUGAGCCAAACGGAGGAGGACUCCAUCUGGCAGGUGAUGAUUGGCCAGCGAGCAAAGGUCAACGACAGACAAGAGGAAUGCAAGCGUUUCGAGUCAUCCUGGGUCAGUGCUCUCAAGUUGUGUGAAACUGCAGCGGAGGCGGCGUACACUUCAGGGGCCGAGCACGCAUCCAUCACCAUGCAGAACAACAUCCAGGUGGCCCGAUCCCAAGUGGACGCGAUACAGAAAGUCUCAAAGGACGGUGAUAAGAAGUUGGCCGAGGCAAAGGUGCUGGAGGUGGAGGCCAUGAGUCGGCACACCGCCACGCUGGAGAAGAGCAACACUGAGGAAGACAUACCCGAGGCUUACCUCAGAGAAGACUAAAGCACACACGACCCACGAAACUCCUUGAAUUGAUUAAACGUGUCAACAGAAUUCUAUCUGCAGAUUGUUAGUCUGCCGAAUUAAUGCUAAGGAUGUCAAUUAAUAUAUCUGCUACAGAGGUUAUGUUAAGGGAGAAAGCAAUGCAUUUAGGUGCAAAUCUGGAUAAACGUGCAAAUCAACGGUCUUUUACAUUACACCAAGGACUGGAGGAAUCAGUUAAGUAGCAUACAAUCAAACAUACAAUCAAAUUGUGUUGACGUCCUGGCCUUGAAAAGCAGUGUUGUUUCACACAGGGCUGCAAUCUAUCUGUGAAACUGGGUUGCGGGGCGGUGAAUAGAUGACAUCAUUGUCUAACUUGCAUAAUUGGCCAUGGACACAUAAGGGAAAUUUCCAUUAGUGUGUUUCUUGGCGAGGACGAACAGGUAGUGUUGAGUAUAAACCUGAACUUUGUAUGUCAAUGCACUGAAUACCGGUACUUGUUUGCCUUAUGGAAGAAAAUACUAUUGAGGGUGCGGCUCAGUCUAGUGCGUAUUUACUGUGAUCAGAUUGUUGUAUUGGUUUUUUUCCAAAAACCUAAUAAAAGCAAAAGCACAUUGUU